This is a messenger RNA of Panicum virgatum (switchgrass), 411 nucleotides long. RefSeq lists its product as uncharacterized. Bases 1 to 411 code for a protein of 136 amino acids. The record is from RefSeq and is a predicted model, not a curated record. Lineage: Eukaryota; Viridiplantae; Streptophyta; Magnoliopsida; Poales; Poaceae. The transcript is spliced from 2 exons.
AUGUCUCCUGAAGCAAUUUUAAAAGAUGAACUUACUAGAGCUAGUAAAAUGAAGAAUCAGGAACAGGUUAAAAGUGAAAAUCAAAUUGUGGCCAACGAACUUGAGAAGCACAAAAAGAGAAGUGCCAAAUCUAUUCAUGAUAACAGAAAUGAGAUCAAGCUGAAAGGGGCAUGUUUCAUUGCUACUAAAUCUGAUUUAGAUGAGAUUGAUGCUGCCACUGCUGAGUAUGCGGAUGUUUUUCCAAAGGAGGUGCCACCGGGGCUGCCACCAAUUCGUGGGAUUGAGCACCAGAUUGACCUUAUUCCCGGGGCCUCCUUACCCAAUCGUACACCAUACAGGACCAACCCUGAAGAAACUAAAGAAAUUCAGCGCCAAGUGCAAGAAUUGCUCGACAAAGGGUUACGUGCGUGA